AUGUUGAUCUGUUGCGGUCGAGUAUUCAGGAGGUGGGUUUCCUCCUUUACCUCAGCUUUUCCUCAAUCCGGACUCCUCUUCAAGCUGCUUGCUAGAUGCGUCGUAGCUUGUCUUACUUGUAUUUUUGCUCUAGGUGGAGCUACCAUAGGAGUAUUUAGUGGAGCUCUGAAAGGGCAGACCACCGAGACGGGCCUUCUGCGUGGUGUCGGUGUGGGGGCAGUGGCAGGGGCUGUCACGGCCGUCCAGUUGAUUGAGCUUAUAUUGGAUGGAGAACAAUUUUCCAAGUUAGCAUUGGUUUGCAGCCUGGUGAAUGGAAAGAUAUUUAUGGAAUGGGUCAGUCCAGCUGUGUUAAAAGCAUAUCAGUGGCAGAUUAACACUAUGGAAACAGGUUUCAGGGAAAUUUCGGACAUAUUUGAAGUGAACCCCGUCAGAGGAUUAUCUCAAGAUGCAAUCGAGGAGCUGCCAAGUUUCAUGUUUAGUGCUGCAGAGGCUUUCGUACCAUGUCAGGAAGCUAUUUGUUCCAUUUGCUUACAGGAUUUGAAGCGUAGAGAAUAUACAAGGCUGCUGCCUGGAUGUCGGCAUUUAUUCCACCGGCGCUGUAUAGAUGAAUGGCUUGUCCGGCAGGGGACCUGUCCAAUUUGCAGAAAGGAUGUGUAG
Striga hermonthica is the source of this 657-nucleotide messenger RNA. NCBI's taxonomy places the organism in Eukaryota, Viridiplantae, Streptophyta, Magnoliopsida, Lamiales, Orobanchaceae. The record is from the annotation of a GenBank genome assembly.